GUAGACUUUGACAGCAGGAAUUCUCCGUCCCGGAGUCAGUCGGUCGCCACCAGCUUCAGCUUCACACAGUCAAGCUCUGUCCUGCAGACAUCAUGGACUCUUCAUCAUCAUUAUCAUCAUCUUCAUCAUCAUCAUCUCCCGACUCUCAGCUGCUGUCCUAUUCAGCGUCUCCUCGUCCUCCUCGUCCUCCUCGUCUGUCUCUGAGGAGUCCAGAGCUGCAGGCUGAGUUCCUGAAAGAGUGCAGCAACAGGAUUCGUUCUCACAGCAACGCUGAAGCAUCCACUGGCUCCGCCCCCUUCAGCCCCGCCCCCUUCAGCCCCGCCCCCCUCUCCUCUUCGUCUUCAUCAGUGCGUCUGUCCCUGUCCAGCCCUGAGCUGCUGACGGAGCUCAGAGAGUCUCGCAGCCUGCGACCCGUCCGCACGCACCCAGGCCUGACCACUGUCUUCUGUGGACGAGGACGAGGAGGACAGGUCUCUGGCUCCGCCCCCUCCACACGAUCAGCCAAUCAGAAGCCGUCACACUGACCUCUCAGCAGCAUCACAUCACAAAAAAAAUAAUUAUCAUAAUAAGUGAAGAAAUAAAUGUCAAAAAUAAAAAACAUGGAACAACAAACAUUCAGCUUCACAUUCAUCAAAUCUAUAUUUGUAUAAAUAAUAAUAUACCAAUAAAAACUUUUUU
This is a messenger RNA of Centropristis striata (black sea bass), 678 nucleotides long. Its product is annotated as putative mediator of RNA polymerase II transcription subunit 26. Bases 93 to 524 code for a protein of 143 amino acids. The record is from RefSeq and is a predicted model, not a curated record. The transcript has 5 exons. Lineage: Eukaryota; Metazoa; Chordata; Actinopteri; Perciformes; Serranidae.